Pipistrellus nathusii (Nathusius's pipistrelle) is the source of this 468-nucleotide messenger RNA. Lineage: Eukaryota; Metazoa; Chordata; Mammalia; Chiroptera; Vespertilionidae. The record is from the annotation of a GenBank genome assembly.
AUGGGAAAAGAAGAUCUUCCGACUGAAGAUAUAAAGCAUAUCCUGGAGAAGGUAUUAUCAGAAUGGAAGAAUGUAUCUCAGCAUUUGGAGGAUCUGGCCAGAAAGAUUCAGCUCCAGGAAGAUAUAAACACUUACUUUAGGCAACUCGAUGAGCUUGACAGGACCAUAAAGACACAGGAGGAGUGGCUAAAACAUGCCCCCUCUUCAGCAUCCCCCCAGCAGGCCUUAGGGAGUGCGAAGUGGGAACUGACAAAUCUCCUUGGCCUCCACCCCAGAAUGGAAAUGGUGUGUGCCAGCUGUGCAGCCCUCAAGUCUAGGCCUUCUGCCCACCAUUUUGUCCAGCGGGGCUUUGAACGCCUCCUGGGCCGCUACCAGUCUGUGCAGCAGGACUUAGAGGAUCCUCAGCAACAGCUGGAGAACGGUAAACGUGCUGUCUCCUCCGUUGCCUCCCUGUUCGCCCUAAUUUAA